Messenger RNA from Lagopus muta (rock ptarmigan), 2474 nucleotides. RefSeq names its product apolipoprotein B mRNA editing enzyme catalytic subunit 2 (gene APOBEC2). Gene Ontology annotation, cellular component: nucleus; cytoplasm. The transcript has 3 exons. Gene Ontology annotation, biological process: cytidine to uridine editing. Lineage: Eukaryota; Metazoa; Chordata; Aves; Galliformes; Phasianidae. Bases 228 to 896 code for a protein of 222 amino acids. The record is from RefSeq and is a predicted model, not a curated record. Gene Ontology annotation, molecular function: RNA binding; cytidine deaminase activity.
GAUCGUUAAAAAGACGUAGCAAAAGCUGGGGAGGGAAAGCUGAGAGCCUGGGACACCCAACCCCAUCCAGCCCCUAUCGCUGCUUUGUUCCAUAUUUAGCCCCCGACAACUGUCUCCAGCGCAGGGACUCCCAGCUCUGUUUUCUCCCUGCCCCCUGCACUCCCCGAGCUCUCAGAAAUUGCUCUUUUUCCCGGUGGCUGUAACUGACUGCCCCUACAGCCGAGAAGAUGGCAGAAAAGCAGGAGGAGCCCAGCAACACCCAGAAUGGUGAACCCGACAACGCAGAGGAGGGCGAGGGGAAGAAGAAGAAGAAGGUGAAGAGGGAAGACCUGCCUCCGUUUGAGAUCGUGACAGGGGAACGCCUCCCAGCCAUAUUUUUCAAGUUCCAGUUCAGGAACGUGGAAUACAGCUCAGGCAGGAACAAAACCUUCCUGUGUUACGUUGUAGAGACCCAAGGCAAAGAGUCGACGACUUCCCGGGGUUACCUGGAAGAUGAGCACGCAGCCUCCCAUGCAGAAAUCGCUUUCUUUAACACCAUUUUGCCAAAGUGUGAAUCGAGCCUCCGCUACAACAUCACCUGGUACGUCUCCUCCAGCCCCUGCGUGGCCUGCGCCGAUCGGAUCAGCGAGACCCUGAGGAAGAACAAGAACCUGCGCCUGACCAUCAUGGUGGGACGCCUCUUCAUGUGGGAGGAGCCAGACAUGCAGGCUGCCCUGAAAAAAAUGAAGUCUGCUGGCUGCAAGCUGAGGAUCAUGAAGCCUCAAGACUUUGAGUACGUCUGGCAGAACUUUGUGGAACAGGAAGAAGGAGAGGAAGCAAAGGCUUUCGUGCCAUGGGAGGACAUUCAAGAGAACUUCCAGUACUACGAGGAGAAGUUGGCUGAGAUUCUGCAGUGAAGCUCACGCCCAUCUCAGGAAAGAUCCACACAGAGACACAACUGACUUGGACAUUGGGACACCCCUGCCUCCCAGAGCUUUGAAUCCAGCAGAUGCAGUGCCAGCUUCUGGAAUUUUAGGCCCUGAUGGAUGACAAAUAUGCGUACAACAGCUAUUUAGUGUUUGGAAUCUUAUGGUACUUUGUUUUGUUGUUCUUCUCCACUCAGCCCGCUCCCCCGAAACAAAACUGUGCUGUCACUGCUGCCAGGAACAGGCACUGAGCUGUGUGGUUAAAGCCUUGAAUGAAAUGCAUUGCAGUGGAGCAACAGGAAUGAGCGUAGGCCUCACAUACCAGGAUUACUUGGAGAUAAAAGACUGCAGAACAAAGCUGCCGAUGUGAUAAACUUACUGACAAACAGCAUGCUUCAUCAACAUCAAAAAGAUAAAUAAAAUUCUAUUCCUCUGUCCUCCUCAAUAACAGUACCUGCAAUUUAAGUUACAGUUAAUUUCUUAAUUCUACAGUUAUGGUGGAGCCCUAAAUACUUGAUUUUGAAUGCAUCAGAUACAAUUUUCCCCUUGUUCAGUAUGUCUGUGAUAUAAACCUGGGCUAAGCAAACGAAAUAAAACUGGAGCCCGCUGAAAAAAAGCAGUGUUAUCUGUUCUCUAUUUCAAAGAGGGCCCCAAAUUAACCUGACAGGUAGAUGCUGUGGGACACCCACACACGAUACGAAAUUCGUAUCUGGAGCACAGCAUGAUCAGAAGGGAGAGUUAGCAGUACAGGGAGUUUCAGGAGAAUGCACAAUCACAGAGAUGCACAGACAGAAAACAUGGGAUUGUACUUUGCAUACACAAGGCACAGAACAGAUGGAGGCGACAGAGCAGCACACCAACUAGGAAACUGAGUCAGAAAGGCCUCCUUCUUCCAACUGCUGGAUGUGGGAUGUUGAUUGCUGCACUGUCACAAAUUUGAAAGGCACUAAACAUGCACAAGCACACAAAAAAUGCUGCAUUACCUUCCAGUGAAAAAAAAAGAAAAGAAACAAAAGCUCCAAGCAGCAGUAAGAGCACCUUUGGGUGCUGCGGCUUUCAUUUCUUUGCCACUGGAUUUAGAAAACAGAUAAAAGCCCAAGGGCCAAAUGAAGGAACAGUCCUGAUGUUCACCCUUGAUCAGCUCAAUACUCCGAGUUCCUUUGUCUUGCUCAAGUUUAUUUCUCACAGUUCUGUAUUUGGCUACAGCAAUUAUCCACCAAAACCAAGCAGCAGAGGAGUCAAAUGGGAAGGAAAACACUGUGCAGUUCUUAAAGACACAAAACAGAAUCUGCAGAACUCCACCAAAGAAAACACAUAAUACAGAUUCACCCAUAAAGUCAGAACAGGAACGGCUCCAUACAUUCAAUAAGCAGCAAGGAGCAACUCAAAACCUUUCUUUCCACUAUCAACUUCUCAGCUGUCCCAUCUAUUCGGUUUAAUCAAUAUUUCUGGCAUUUCUGUGAGCAUUCGAUGUGACAGAAGUAGAAAGAUUUGGUAUUACAGGGCAGAGGGUAAAAAUCAAACACAAAGGAAAUACUUGAUGUUAGCUGUUCAGUACCGGAACCAAAC